AUGUCACUUCUUGAGAAGCGGUUUUCACAACGAUGUACUUGUUGCACUGUUCUGCGUUUAAAAUGUAUUUUUUUGUUUAUGUGAGUUGUUUCGGUCACAAGCAGUUUAAAGGUUUAUAUUUGGUUAGUGAUUAUUAAACGUCGACAAAUGCACGAGUCGACUUGACUUUUAUUAUGUACGAGAUGCGGAAGUUUUGCAGGUCGCGCUGAAGUCACAUGAGAAGUUGUUUUCACGACGAUGCAUUCUUUGCGCUGUGACAUUUAAAGCGUAAAAAUCUUUGUUUGAGACGAUUACAACAAAAUAGAGUUGUUGGCAUGGAUGAGGACGGAUUACCCAUUGUGGGGUCGGGAAUAGAUCUUACAAAGGUUCCUGCAAUUCAACAACGGAGAAUUGUGGCCUUCCUGAAUCAGUUUAUCGUUCAUACUGUCAGAUUCCUGAACCGAUUUUCCACUGUUUGUGAGGAGAAACUAGCAACAGUUUCUUUACGGAUCCAGCAAAUCGAAACAACACUCAGCAUUUUAGAAGCAAAGUUGUCUUCUAUACCUGGCUUGGAAGAAGUGACAGUGGACGGAGUGAGACCGUCUGCGCAGACGAAUGGACCGACAGUGGAUGGCACGAGCCCCUCUACAGGUUCCCCUCCUGAGGUAACUCAGCAAGCACAGGUGGUCUCUCAGGAGCCGAAAGCUGAGGUAACAACGGAAAAUGUGAUGACUGUUGCAAAGGACCCACGAUAUGCCCGAUAUCUAAAAAUGGUGCAAGUGGGUGUUCCUGUCAUGGCAAUUAAAAAUAAGAUGAUACUGGAAGGUUUGGACCCCAGUUUGCUUGAUACCCCCGAUGCACCUGUUCCAGAUGGUGGCAAAAAAGCGAUGGAAGAUCAAGAUGACAGUUCAGGCAGCGAAUCAUCUUUCAGUGACUGAUUGGUCCCACCCCUUGGCCAAUGAGCUUUGUAUUUGAAAGGCCUGCACAGGCCACAAUGAACCUUGCAGGGUAAAUGCACUUAAAUGUCCCAACACAGGACAGUCUUGUGAUGGCACUAAGGUUGAAACAGAUUGUACCAGACAUGAUGUCCCUUAUAGUUUCUAAGGACAGAUGCUCACUGGGUGAGAUGAUGGGUGCUAAUGAUUAUGUUAUAAGUAGUCAGUUUGUGUCUACUAAUUGUUGACUCAUUUAUGUACAUUCUAAUGAACAUCUCAUGCCUGACGUUACAUGACUAACAUUUAUAUCAACAAUAAAUACAUGUCAGUGAUUUUGUUGAAGUUGCCACAUCCAAGAAAUUGUUUAAAAGUGUAGUUUUCAUUUAUCAUAUUAGGUUGUUGAUAAAUUAGAAUUUAAUUACAAAUUUU
Molecule: messenger RNA, 1343 nt
Organism: Paramisgurnus dabryanus
Lineage: Eukaryota; Metazoa; Chordata; Actinopteri; Cypriniformes; Cobitidae
Gene: washc3
Product: WASH complex subunit 3
Biological process (GO): actin filament polymerization; exocytosis
Cellular component (GO): WASH complex
Source: RefSeq, a predicted model, not a curated record